CCUUCUCUCCAUGUGGCUACGUCUUCUUCUCUCCCGCUCUGCAAUUUGGCGGCACGGUACCAGACAAUGCCAAUGGCGGCUUCUUGCUCACAUUGGUGGCACUGCCCAUUCUACUUCGCCAUGGCCGUAACCCUCGCCGUGAUAUCCAUCUAUGCCUCCAUGCCCCCACGGCCCAACCAUUCAAACCCAACAGCAGCCGCCGCCAUCCACAACCGUCUCGCCUUCAACGCCUCUCGCGCUCUGCGCAACCACGGCUUCACCGCCAUGGCCACUAUCCUCCAAAUCUACCCCGAGCAAUUCCUGUCCUCGCCCCAAUCCACCAUCUUCGCCCUCCAAGACGCCGCCAUCUCCAACCUCUCCGCCCAUCCCAACGCCGUGAAACGCCUCCUCCAAUACCACACUUCUCCUUCCAAUCUCCCAAUUAAAGAGCUCUUAAAGAAGCCCCAAGGCACUUGCUUGCCCACUCUCGUUCCAGGAAAGAGAAUCGCCAUGACCAAGAACGAUGCGAAGAAAGGAUCGGUCGAGAUCAACGACGUGUUGAUCGCUCAUCCCGACGUGUUUCUUGACGGAGCCAUUUCCAUUCAUGGCGUUCUUGGGCCUUUCUCUAGACCAGAACUUCAUGAAACUGGUCAAGAUUGGGAAAUCACUGAGCCGCCGGUUUGUGAUUCUCAUUGCGGCAUUUUGUCAAACUCGUCGAAGAUCAGUGAUGAGUGGACAAGAAUAGUUCGAUUUCUGAGCUCUAAUGGGUUUGUGUCAUUUGCGAUCGGAUUGCAUUCUCUUCUUUAUGGGAUUCUUCAAGAUUACCCCGACUUGAAUUCGGCCACAAUUUUUGCGCCUGUUGAAUUUGUCUUUGUGGCUUCGUCUAGACCUCUGCUGGACGCGAUUGUCAGGUUUCAUAUUCUGCCAAAGAGGCUUACUUUCAUGGAAUUGACUUCAUUGCCUGAGAAGGCAUCUCUUUGGACACUACUUCUGAACAGAAAUCUGGUGAUCACUUCAAGUGCUUCUUCUAAGCAAGUAUUGGCCAUUAAUGGGGUGAAGAUAACAGCACCAGAUGCCUUUUCAUCAGAACACUUUGUCAUCCAUGGAAUUUCUCGGGCUUUUAGUACGGAAACGCUUUUCAAGAUAGCUGAAUAGGUCGGUUCUGGUUUUGGGGGAGAUAGUUUGCUUGCAUUAGCAACGGGUAUAUAGAUUCUGAUUUAGCGUACUUUUUUCUUUUCACUUUUGAAAUCUACUGAAUUUUUGUGACAUUUUUGCUUUCACAACAGAAAAGUUGUUUUGUCACUUUUUGUUUGAGAUAUUUUAGCUUGAUGUAUGCUCAAGUUAAGGAAAAAAAUGGUGUAGGUCAAGUCUUGCAUACCAAUGAAUGAUGCAACUUAUUUUCAAGAAAAGUGUUAGGGUAGGGGACCAACUGUAUGUCUUAAGUGAAAGUUGUUAAUGGCUUUGCUUUUUGUAUCUCAUAUAAAUAUGCAACUAAUGAAAUUUCAGUUGCGGUU
Molecule: messenger RNA, 1493 nt
Organism: Diospyros lotus (date-plum)
Lineage: Eukaryota; Viridiplantae; Streptophyta; Magnoliopsida; Ericales; Ebenaceae
Product: fasciclin-like arabinogalactan protein 21
Exons: 1
Coding region: 67-1134 (355 amino acids)
Source: RefSeq, a predicted model, not a curated record